Messenger RNA from Penicillium canescens, 4452 nucleotides. RefSeq lists its product as uncharacterized. Lineage: Eukaryota; Fungi; Ascomycota; Eurotiomycetes; Eurotiales; Aspergillaceae. Gene Ontology annotation, biological process: mitotic cell cycle. The transcript is spliced from 2 exons. The record is from RefSeq and is a predicted model, not a curated record. Bases 1 to 4452 code for a protein of 1483 amino acids.
AUGGCGCGUGCCGCAGUGAUUCCCCCAUCCCCCGCCAACCGAGCAGGACGAACCUCCACCAAGUCAACAGCUGCAGCCGACGCAAAGAAGACUAUCCGAAAGGCUACAUUGGCCACACGAACCGCCACCACGCCAACGAACUUCGAUUCAGAUGAUACAGAGGAUGAACUGGGUUUCAUUGCCGCUAAACCGGCGAAACCUCGGGGACGCCCCCCUGGCCGCCCAGCGGCCAAAUCCAAGGCGGCGCCACGCAGCAAGAAGGCAACGUCAGAGCCCAUCACUCAAGAGCCAACUGCCGACAAAGCAGACGACGAUGAGACGGGGCGACAAAUUGAGGUACCCAAGAAACGACCCGGCAGACCGAGAAAGAAUCAGCCUGUGACAGAAGCCCCUGCCGUGAAGCCAGAAACUGCGCCUAAACCCAGGGGUCGACCUAGAGCCGGAACAACAUCCAAGGCCUCGGCGACCCGUGAGACGGCAGCAUCGAGCAGGAGGACACGAGGCACAACUGAAGAUACCGAUGAGAAAAAGCCGAAUCAGAUCAAGAUUGCGACAAACUCUACUACUAUGCGUUCAAAUUUGCUUCGUGGACCCGCCAAGAAGAAGACGGUCAGUUUUCAAGAUAUGUCUGAAUCCGAAGCGGAAGAGACAAGUGCCCCUACGCCUCCUGCGGCUGAUCGCAAAAAGGUGGCCACCAAGGGCAUGGGCACCGAGAAGAGCGGCCUUAGGGCUACCCCAGUCCGUAAGCCUGCGACAACUGCUACACGUGGACGGAAGCCGGCUGGACCCAAGAAAGCCGCAACUAAACCACUGUCUCCCAAGAAGACAAAACAGAUGGCCAAUACCCUGUCAGCAUACACAAGCUCCGAUGGAGAGGAGGAUGAGUUGAACACGCUCAAAGAUAACAUCAAGAGUCCAGUCAAACUGGUUGUGCAUUCACCUGUCAAGCAUGGGCUGGAAACGACCGGACUUAGCUCCCCUGUACGGAGAAUCAAUUUCACCCCCAAGAAGGCUUCCAGCCUUGUUGAUGAAAACGGCGAACCGAAAUUACCGACACCCAAACACGCAUCAGAAGGCACCGGCCUCAGCUCUCCAGUCAGGAAAAUCAACUUUACGCCAAAUCGCAACCAGAACAAAGUUGCUGACAAUGGCCAUCUCGCCCUUCCGGCCGGUAAGGCCGUCGAUUUCAGUGAUUCAAUAUUCAUGUCUAGCCCCGCUAGACGACCACCACCAACAUCGUCCCCAUUCAAAUUCUCCCUGCGAGAUACUCAGAAAGGGGACUCCCUUUUCCGGGACCUAGCAAACCCAACUGGGGCACCCGAAUUCACCCCAGGCCAUACUUCUCCCCUCAAAAGCUCACCAAAGAAAGGCCAUUUGGGUGCUUCUUUCUCGCAAUCGUCGUUCAAGGCCUCCACCCCAGCAGUUCCAGCUAGAACCCCCUUGGUCCAGAGCCCAGCAAAGAGAAUGGCUUCUCCAUUGAAGAGCUCGAUAUUCUCUACUCGUGCCUCAGUGAUCAAGUCACCCGCUACCCCCGAGAAAGGUACCCCUUCCAAGCCGCUGGAACUCGAGCGAACCACCCCUAAAUAUUCGCCGAGGGCCGAAGAGCAGGAUCAGACUGCUGUUGACAAGGAUUCUGAAAUGGUUGAAGACGUGGCCCGGGAUAUCUUUGGUAUUGAGCUGUCUUUCGAGAAAACUCCUUCAGAAUCCCCUCUCCAAGCAGACAAGCUAGGAUCUAAGCAAGCCGAAGAGACAGAUCAAGAUGAGGUUGACCAUGUUUCUACCGAGAUGGUGAUUGAAGAACCCUCAGGCUCUGAAGAGACCGAGCACCCCCAAGAGCAGGUCAAUUAUGAGUUCGAAGAACCCGAAACGAUUUGCUUCGACGCUCUGGAGGAGGCGGAACUGGCAGCCAGGGACUUGUAUGAUCAAGACAUUGAGCAAGACUCGGGCUCUGAACAGGAUGAGGACCUUCAAGCGCAGGUUCCUUUUGAGUACGAAGAGGCAGACACCGUUUGCUUUGAUGCUAUGGAAGAUGCAGAAAUGGACACGUAUGACUUCCACAAUGAAGAAAUGCAGGUUUCAGAUAUUGCCCUGGAGGAUGAGAGGUAUCUGGACGAAGAGGAAUCAGCGCCAGAAUAUCAGACGGACGAAGAAGAGAACCAAGACCUCGUUGGCCCCGGAUCUCCAGACUCGGCUUCAGAAUCAGUGCAAACCCAAAGAAGAAGAGUAGAAAAGUUCUCCGAUGAAGCUGCUUCACCUUCUAAGCCAAUGUUGGAUUUGGCGCACACCGAGGAGUCUGACACUCUCGACGUACAAGAGGAAGAGGAUGCGUAUAGUAUCGUCUACAAUUCCGAAGAAGAGGAACAAUCUACUGGCCAGGAGCCUCAGGCUGGGAAUACUGAAUACUCCCCUAUCCGACCUUUUACACUCGAAACGGUCACCCCUGAGCCCGCAUCACCCUCUGAUGUCAGCGAAGGCAACAACAUUGGAAGUCCCCUUCAAAGGAUGUAUGCGACGCCUUCACCAGGGUCGAUGUCCACUGUCGGUUCAUUUACUCCUCCGACUGCGGAUCGCCCGGACAACAUAGGGAACGAUACUCCCACUCCUCGCGCCGAGAAUGCCAACGCUGCCAUGUUCUUGGGCGAGAUAAGUGGGCCAUCUCCAAGCAUCCGGGCUGACAGCCCUACGCUAAUGGCGCCCAGUCUCUUCAAUACACCGAGUGUUGUUGAUCAACACCAAUCACCCUUCGACGCUGGCGUGGGCUUCACACCCCUGGCACAGAAGUUCGACCGCUGGGAGACUAAUACCCCCUCUCAAACGAGGUCCCUCCGCCCUCGCCGCCGGGGAGUCUUCUCCCUAGUAGGACCCUUGGACCGCACCAACACGGAAACUCCAGUGCAGUCCGGUGCUGUCUCGUACCCUGAUCUGUCGAAGAGCCCUUUGGCAACCCCGUCUCUGUUUGUCGAGAUGCCUCUCCAGCCCCAAAGUGAGGGUAUCUAUGUAAGCCCUGAGCAAGAUCAGACUCCGCGGCCAUCAGCAAUUUAUGAAGACAAUGAAUUGAUCCAAUCCCCGAGCAAAGGCAUGGAGAUAUUUGAAGAUCCUGACAUGGACAUAUUGGAAGUCGAUGAUCAGGAACGGACUCCACUGAAAGAGCAUAUGCCUGCUGUGGAACCCCAGUUCCAGGAGCAAGAACACCCUGAAGAGGACAAGGAGAACUGCGAUUCUAACAUUCUGCCUGCCACCCCAAUGAAGGUCCAGCCAGAAGAAAUGCGCACUGUCCACACAGUGUCCAAGGUGCCUUUGAAAGCUGAAGGAGAGGUAUCACCUUUUAAACUGCCCCGGAAGAGAGGCUUGUCACUGUCAAACAUGUCUCCCACUCGUUCCUCCCCUCGAGCUCGGAAGCCAACCUUCAUGCCCCCGGAAGAGAAUGUACCAAUUCUAUUUCCUACUCGCAGGCAUUCAAGGGCCAACAGAAGUCCUUCACCAAAACGCCGCUCCAGUACUUCUCGACGCAGCAGUGGGAAACCAGCAGUCAUUGCUUCGUCAAGUGAACAUGUUGCAACCCAAAGCCCUGCUAAGAAGGCCCGUCGAAGCAUGAGCGCUAGUCAGCAAGCUCUGCAUGGCGCAGUUGUGCAUGUGGAUGUCCACACUACCGAGGGCGAGGAUGCAUCUGGUAUCUUUGUGGAGCUCUUGCAGCAGAUGGGAGCCCGGUGUGUGAAGUCUUGGUCUUGGAACCCGAUUUCCAGUCUUUCCCCCGUUGAUAGCGCAGAGCCGAAGGACUCGAAGGUUGGGAUCACCCAUGUGGUAUAUAAGGAUGGUGGCCUGCGGACUUUGGAGAAAGUGAAGAAGGCAUCAGGCCUCGUAAAGUGUGUUGGAGUUGGCUGGGUUCUUGAUUGUGAACGCGAAAACCAGUGGCUCGAUGAGACACCCUACGCAGUUGACAGCUCCAUUAUCCCGCGUGGAGGCGCUAAGCGUCGUAAGAGCAUGGAGCCCCGUGCCUUGAGCAACGUCAACGGUACACUCGUGCGCAUCUCCGAGUCUCCCGCACCAUCUGCCAGUGGACGUCGCAGCGGUGCUGACCAGGGCGCCGUCGAUGGUUUCCGCAAGAUCACUCCCCCGACCCACCAGCAAGAUGCCCCGUCAACCCCCACACGGCAAUCUUCGACUGAUAACUACCAAUUCCCCGCUACUCCAGGCUACAACUUUGCCAAUCUCGAUGCCAUUGGCAUGUCCCCCGCUACUCCAUAUUUCCUCUCCAACCGUUCCAAACUCGUCCAGCAAUCUUGCCCUCCAAAGCAGAGUAACCGCGGCUUGUUCCCUGGCGCCAAGGCGUCCAACAUCCUGGAAGACGAGGAAGAUGAUGAUCCCAGACGCAAGCAACGUUUCCGCAUGGAAGCUGCUCGUCGCAAGAGUCUUGUUCACAAACCUACUGUCGCUAGCCCGCUUCGUCGGUGA